AUGCCGGACGUGAGCCCCCUACUCGAAACUUUCACAAACCACUGGAAGCUGGCUGUGGCCGCAACUAUCUUUACACUAAUGCUUGCUGCCCUAACCUACAUGGUAGGACCUAUCGCUCUAAUUUACGUAGCAAGAUGCUUGCUCCACAUUCUCAAAACACUGCUCGUGACGGCAUGGAGUUGCUUGCAGCGGAACCAGCCUGAGCGCGCUGGUCAACAACCGAUUAUUCAACGGUCAGCUGAUACCAUGCAGCCACAAGCAAGCAAAAAUCAGUUGGCUUACCGAUCAAGCGGCUGCCAUUGUUGCCGCGUUGGCUCGGAUCCUCUCGAGUUGCCCGCUUGUGGGCUACCAGCCGAAGAGAAUACCAGAGCGGCUUAG
Molecule: messenger RNA, 378 nt
Organism: Necator americanus (New World hookworm)
Lineage: Eukaryota; Metazoa; Nematoda; Chromadorea; Rhabditida; Ancylostomatidae
Exons: 1
Coding region: 1-378 (125 amino acids)
Source: RefSeq, a predicted model, not a curated record